Molecule: messenger RNA, 575 nt
Organism: Gryllus bimaculatus (two-spotted cricket)
Lineage: Eukaryota; Metazoa; Arthropoda; Insecta; Orthoptera; Gryllidae
Source: the annotation of a GenBank genome assembly
ACAUUCAAUGCGCCCGUCACGUGAUUGGGGGAGGGGAAGGGGUUGCCAGAUGCAACCAACGAAGUUGAGAACUCAAGUUUGCGGGGAGGAUACCGAGCGUUACGCUGUGUCGUGUUCCCCGCGUGUCAUGUUCCGCGUUUAUUCUCGUGGGUUUUGUGUGUCAUUCUGUGUCGUUCUACUGGGAUAGUGUUAGUGAAUGUUACAAUUUGAAAUCUGACGCUGUAUAUUCAUUUGCCUGUUUUUUGUGGCACUAUUCCUUUGUAUUAUAAACUUUAGUUUUAAUUUUUGAAAGUUGGGGAAGUGUUGACACCCUUCAACGUGACUCUGUUAGGUGCAACACACUUGACGUGACGCGGGACGAGGAGUCUUUUUUGACGAAGAAGGCAGGCUGCAGAGCAACACUGUUUUGUGUUCAACGCCAGCGGCGAGCUUCGGAGUCCGCAGACACUGCAGAUGUGGAAGUGAAGAUGGCGUUGAUCUCAGCUUUGUGGUCUGAGACCCUAAGGUGUAAAAUAGCAUCUACUACACAAGGAUUUGUAGAAAAAGUUAUUCUUUGGAGCAACUCGUUUAAUUGA